Molecule: messenger RNA, 1056 nt
Organism: Oncorhynchus mykiss (rainbow trout)
Lineage: Eukaryota; Metazoa; Chordata; Actinopteri; Salmoniformes; Salmonidae
Product: kinectin 1
Biological process (GO): protein transport; microtubule-based movement
Cellular component (GO): endoplasmic reticulum membrane
Molecular function (GO): kinesin binding
Source: RefSeq, marked provisional
GAAACACAAGAUACGGGCUUGGGUUGGAGCUGCUCCGGGGAACUCGCCAUUUCAUUUCAACAUUUAGGGAACUUUGGCACUAAGAUACAGAAUGGCGCUGGACAUCUAUGACUCUCAGUACUUAGUGAUCCUGGCCCCAUCCCUGGUCAUCGCCCUCAUCUUCCUCUUCUUCUGGCUCUUCAUGAAGGAGACCUCUUAUGAUGAGGUGCUAGCCAGGCAGAAACGAGAUCUCAAGCUGCCACCCUCCAAACCAGACACUCGCAAGAAGAAUGACAAGAAAAAGAGCAAGAAGAAGGAGAGACUUCGCUGGGCCCCAGAGGAGAGGGGUCCCUCACGCUACACACACACACACACUCCGGACCAGACCUUACUACUCCAAAGUCCCACCACAUUCCUCAUGAUCCCUACAGCCAGCGCUAAAGACAUCCUACACAUGUCAGACUGUGGCAUCUCCCCCCGUUUACCCCCUUUUUUCAAUGGAAAUCUUUGAAUACAGAUGUAGUUUUUUUCUCUGUUAGUUUCCUUUGUCCAGAGGGUGAUGAAGUGGAUUCCUACUUCAUUAAAUUAACUUGGGUUCUCUUUCCUUUUUUUAAGUUAAAAAGGAAAAAUGUAUUGUUAAAAAAGUAACUGUUAGGACCUGCUGACAUUACACUACAAUUCUUGAUCUCCUUUGCUGACAGCUCACAAACUGUAAAUGUGCAUUGAUCCAUGAAUAAAUAGGUACUGUAUAUGCAUACUUUGGCUGAGGUAUUUUGGAGGGGGCAAGGGCAUGAGGGAGGGUCCCAGCAUGUCAGACGGGUCACUAAGUAACUAACCAUGGAGGAAGUCUAAGUGCAGAGCCAGUAGGAGGGAGGCUGUGACCCAUCCUCGCUGUGGGAGCAGUAGGACAGGUCUACAGAAUGGAGGUUUUAAUCCUACUGUAACUACUUUAGGAAGAGGUGUCCCAUAUCAUCUGUAAUCAACACUCGCUAUAUUGUUGCUAAUUUCAUUAACAUGGAAUAUUUCUUUUUUUUUGUAACAGGUGACAGUUAAUUAAAGGGAUGCUUGAUAAAUCUG